Molecule: messenger RNA, 2671 nt
Organism: Metopolophium dirhodum (rose-grain aphid)
Lineage: Eukaryota; Metazoa; Arthropoda; Insecta; Hemiptera; Aphididae
Gene: Usp12-46
Product: ubiquitin carboxyl-terminal hydrolase 46
Exons: 9
Coding region: 360-1517 (385 amino acids)
Biological process (GO): protein deubiquitination
Cellular component (GO): cytosol; nucleus
Molecular function (GO): cysteine-type endopeptidase activity; cysteine-type deubiquitinase activity
Source: RefSeq, a predicted model, not a curated record
GAACUCCUCGUUUGCCACACUGCACAAGACUUUCUGUUGUCGGCGUGUGUUUAUCUUGUCGCUUGAUAGUUGUUGAUUAACAGCGAUAGCCGAUAAGUCGAUAGUCAAUAUUCGAUAAGACAGAGUUACGCUGUCCACGACAGUGAAGAGCGAACGCACUCGAAAUAAUUAAUUUCGCGCUAGCCCCUACGGUUCUUACGUUCUGUAUGCAGUCGAAUUCUCACUGAAAUACGACAGACUGAUCUAUAUAUUCAGUGUAAUGUAAAAUGUACGGACAUACGUAUUCGGUUUUCGGAGAAGCGCUAAAGUUCAUUUUUCAGUGAUGGCUUGAUUACACCACUGAAAAGUUGUAUUGUAAUAUGGGCGGUAAUGUGUCACAACUAGAAAGAGAUAUCGGAUCAGAUCAGUUUCCUCCAAAUGAGCAUUAUUUUGGUUUAGUUAAUUUUGGAAAUACAUGCUACAGUAAUUCAGUUCUUCAAGCUCUUUAUUUUUGUAAACCUUUUCGAGACAAAGUAUUAGAAUACAAAGCUCGUAAUAAGAGAAAUAAAGAAACAUUGCUCACAUGUUUAGCAGAUCUAUUUCAUAGUAUUGCUACUCAAAAAAAGAAAGUUGGGUCCAUAGCCCCCAAAAAAUUUAUUAAUAGGCUCCGAAAAGAGAAAGAAGAAUUCAAUAACUAUAUGCAACAAGAUGCUCAUGAAUUUUUAAACUUCCUUAUAAAUCAUAUUAAUGAGAUUAUUCUUUCUGAACGUAACCAAACAAAUUGUAAUGGUAAAUCUAAAUCAAUUACACCUAAUAUUGUUGAUGGAGAAUCAACUACUAGUAGCAUCACUAGCUCAAGUAGUCAUAAUCAAGAUCCAACUUGGGUACAUGAAAUAUUUCAAGGGAUACUAACGAGUGAAACUAGAUGUUUAAACUGUGAAGAAGUCAGCAGUAAAGAUGAAGACUUUUUCGACCUCCAAGUAGAUAUAGAUCAAAAUACUAGUAUUACACACUGUUUACGUUGUUUUAGCAAUACAGAAAUGCUUUGUAGUGAUAAUAAAUUUAAGUGUGACAAUUGCUGUAGCUAUCAAGAAGCCCAGAAAUGUAUGCGGGUCAAAAAAUUACCUAUGAUAUUGGCAUUGCAUUUGAAAAGAUUCAAAUACAUGGAACAAUUUAAUAGGCAUAUAAAAGUAUCUCAUAGAGUUGUUUUCCCUUUAGAACUUAGAUUAUUUAAUACGUCUGAUGAUGCUGUUAAUCCAGAUAGAAUGUACAAUCUUGUAGCUGUAGUUAUACAUUGUGGCAGUGGGCCAAAUAGAGGUCAUUACAUUAGCAUAGUUAAAAGUCAUGAUUUUUGGCUACUGUUUGACGAUGAUAUGGUUGAUAAAAUUGAUCAAUCUGCUAUUGAAGAUUUCUAUGGUCUCACGUCAGACUUACAGAAAUCAUCAGAAACUGGUUAUAUACUUUUUUAUCAAUCUAGAGAUGCUGCUGAAAUAUCAAAAUCUGGCAUGGCUGAUUCAAAAUCAAGUCAUUGUAAAUGAAUGUCCAAAUUUUAUGUUUGGUAUUUAUUUAUAAUUGCAUAGCACAAUGUGAUUUUUCACUUGUGUUUGGAAAAAGUGAUAUUAACUUAAAUGCAUAUUUAAUUAGUCAAAUAAUUAUUAAUUGUUAUUAUCAGUGAUAUAAAAUGUUAAUUUGCGAUGCGCCUUGUUAGUCAACUAACCAAUUUUUUGGUGAUAUAAUUCAUUUAUAUAUAUUACUAGCUGAUUUCUUUAAAAUCUAAUUUAAUUAAUGCUCAUGUUGUUUAACAUAUAUUUAAUCCACUUGAAUUUUUUUUUAGUGAAAAUCAGAGCAGUUAUUUAUUUUUCCAAUGUUUACCUCAAAGAUAUCAGCCUUUUUAAGGACAUAAUAUUAGAAUAUUAGUAUCUAUUUUAUUAUUUUUAAAUUAUAAUUUUCUUUCUAUUGUGUUAGCCUGUUAAAUUUUAGCAUAACAUUCAUACUAAUUUAUAUGGCUUAACUUGAACCUGUUUUACAAUUAACAUAAUAGAGAUUCUAGUUUUCUUUAAAACAUAUAUGUGAUAUUCUUUGACUUUAUUUAAAAAAUGAGCAGUACAAUUGUGUACGAAAAUACAUAUUAGUAUACUGUUUAUGAAUUUAACACAUGGAUAUAUACAUUUAAUAGCUUUGAUUAAACUCUUAAAAAAAUUUUUGUAGGUAUUAGGUAAAAUAACCGAUAAUAACUACUUAAUAACAUAAUAUUAUGUUAUGUAGUUUCUGAUUUAUUUAUAUUUUAUCAAGAUUCUGGUAAUUAUUAUGAUAUACAAUUUGGUUGGGGUUUGAAGAUAUUAAUUAUUAAUUCUAAUAAAUUAGAGAUUAUAAAAAAAAAGAUAACAACAAGUAAACAACUAAAGACUACUAAAAGUAGAACCAAAAACCCUUGUUAAUUUUUUCUAUUUUAAUACUAAUUUUGACUGAUUUUCAUAAUAUAAUUAUGACAUGUUGACCAACGGACAUAAUAUUAUGCAAAUAGUAAUUUUAAGAGUUUAAACAAAAACUAUAAAUAUAUUUAGAAUGUAGAUUCAAUAACAGUAUAAUGUUAAAUAUAUUAGUUUAACUUUUAAAAUGUAGUUCGGACAUGCCCUAUUAUAUCAAAAUGUGAUAUGACCUAUGAAAUUAAAAUAACCAGUUUGAAUUUUAA